CGCGCAGCACGGCCCCGUCGCCAUUGGCAAAGCAUCCGCUCGGAGGCAGCUCCUGAGGCUCCGCCGGCCACAUCUCCAGCUCUUUCUGCCCCAUUCGCGUCUCAUUGCUGAGAGGGGAACAGAAAGGAGGGAAUGGCCCCUGAGCUGCUGACAGUCAAAUGCGAGAGGCCCGUGACGUUCCAGGAUGUCUCUGUGGACUUCACUUGGGAGGAGUGGGGCCAGCUGGACCUGCCACAGAGGGACCUGUACCGGGACGUGAUGCUGGAGAACUAUGAGAACCUUGUGUUUCUGGGCCUGACGGUUUCCAAACCCUAUGUGAUCUCUCAGUUGGAGCGAGGAGAAGCUCCAGGGCUUCUGAGGGAGCCCGAGGGAGAAGUGCUCAUCGGCCCCGGUCCAGAUUAUCUUAGUCAGGAAAUUAGAUCUCAAAUCAAGGACUCCACUCCACAGGAGGGCCUUUGUUUAGGAGCAUCAUCUGAUCACAGUCUCACAAGGGAUGAUCCCUGGGAUUCCAAGAUGAACGAAGUUUGGGGAUAUUUUAAUGGUGUAGAGGAACAAAAGGGUACUCUCGAGAAACAAUCUAGAAUCAGUCUCCAAGAAAUGUUUAAUAGUGUAGGCAUUCAAGGAUGCAGUAUGUUUGCAAGAAGUUGCAGUCCAAACUCAUUGUUUGUGUCCCAACAAAGAGUUUCUACAGGAGAAAGUUUCUAUGAGGAUGAUACACUUGGAAAGAGCUUUAAGCAGUUUUCAGAACUAAUUGAACAGCAUAGAGUUUCCUUUUGGAAAAAGCUUUGUAACUAUAGUAAAUGUAGAGAGGCCUUUAGUUAUCACUCAGAUCUUAUUCACUUUCACAUGAUAUGUACUGAAGAUAAAUCAUAUGAAUGUACUGGGUGUGGGAAAGCUUUCAAUAAAACUUCACACCUUACUCCUCAUCAAGGACUUCAUACUGGAGAAAAAUCCUUUGAAUGUGAUGAAUGUGAAAAAUCUUUUAGUUGGAGGACAUCUCUUAUAUAUCAUCAGAGAUUUCAUACUGGAGAGAUUCCCUUUGAGUGCAGUAAAUGUGGAAAGGUUUUCAGCCAUAAGACAUUACUUGUUUAUCAUCAAAGAAUUCAUACUGGAGAGAAACCCUUUGAAUGCAGUGAUUGUGGAAAAGUUUUUAGCAAGAAAUCAUAUCUUAUUCAACAUCAGCGAAUUCAUAGUGGAGAGAAACCUUUUGUGUGUAAUGAAUGUGGGAAAGCUUUUAUCCAGAGGGGACACCUUACUAAGCAUCAGAGAAUUCAUGCUGGAGAGAAGCCUUUUGCAUGCAAUGAAUGUAGGAAAGCCUUUAGCCAAAGGGAACACCUUAUUGUACAUCAGAGAAUGCACACCAGAGAAAAACCCUUUGAAUGCAAUGAAUGUGGGAAAGCCUUUAGCCUGAGGGGAAACCUUACUCAACAUCAGAACAUUCACACUAGAGAGAAGCCACCUUGUAAGUGUGAUGAAUGUGGAAAAGACUUCAGCCACAGGGGUUCCCUCGUUCAUCAUCAGAGAAUCCAUACUGGAGAGAAGCCCUUUCAGUGUCAUAUUUGUGGAAAAGCUUUUAGUAUGAGAUGCUAUCUUAAUAGACAUCAAAGAAAUCAUACAGGAGAAAAGCCCUUCGAAUGCAAUGAAUGUGGGAAAACUUUCAGCCGUAGAGGAAAUCUUAAUGAACACCAUAGAAUCCAUACUGGAGAAAAACCCUUUGACUGUAAUAAAUGUGGGAAAGCCUUUAGCCAUAGAACAUCCCUUAGAAAUCACCAGCGAAUUCAUACUGGAGAGAAACCAUUUGAAUGUAAUGAAUGUGGAAAAGUCUUCAGCCAGAGAGGGAACCUUACUGAACAUCAGAGAAUUCAUACUGGAGAGAAACCCUUUGAAUGUAACGAAUGUGGAAAAGCCUUCAGCCAGAGGGGAAAACUUAAUGAACACCAGAGAAUCCAUACUGGAGAGAAACCAUUUGUAUGUGAUGAAUGUGGGAAAUCCUUUAGCCAGAGGGGAAACCUUAAUGAACAUAAGAAGGUUCAUACUGGAGUGGAACCCUUUUAAUUCAAUGAAUAUAAGAAAGUCUAUAAUAACAACUCAUGCCUUAACAUCAGAUAAUUCAAACUGAAGAAAAAUUCUGUUAAGUGUAAUGAAUACGAAAAAAUCAUUAACAGCUUUAAUAUCAGAAAAAUCCUUUAAUGACUGUGGAAUAAUUCAGCUGUGCCAUAUCCCUUAUUUAUUGCCAUAUAAUUGAUUCACACUGUAGAGAAAAAUUUGAGUGUAAUGAAAGUGGGAGGGGAAAACCUAAUAAAGAUAAUUUAUGAUAGAAGUCACUUGAAUAUAAUGAAUGUGGGAUAUCUUUCUUCCAAAGCACAUCCUUUAUCAUGAGAACAAACUUAAUGGAAAUAGACAUUUUAAAUGUAAUGAACUUGGGAAAACCUUCAACAAGAGAAGAAAAAUUUAUUGACCAAAAGACUGUUCAAAAUGAAGAAAGAAAUCUCUUGUACAAAUAAUAAAUGUGAAAAAACCUUUAGCCACAGGGAACCCUUAUUAAAUUGCACAUAAUUCAUACCAGAGAGUAUCCUGUGUGAUGUGGGAAAUUGAACUGUGGAUCAGUUUUUGUUUGUCAUCACAAAAAUAUAAAAAGGACUUUGCAAGAAAUGUAAGAAAAGUCUUUAAAAGCCUUAAGAAAUAACAAGAAUUAAAAUGGAAGAAAAAAAUUAAUGUAAUUAUUGAGCAUACAUUAAGGUUGUAAUUCCUUCCUGUUAAGACAUCCAAGAUUUUGAAUGAUGGGAAUGUGAUAAUAUGAGGAGAAUUGUAUAAUUGUUUAAUAGUGAAGAGAAGGCAGUGUUUUUUCACAAACUAGUACAUUUGGUGCUUUGAUAAAAAUUAAGUGCUUCUAUUAAUCUUUUUGUGUAGAUUAGCUGCCAUCAAGUUGCAUUAGAAUUGCCCAGGUCACUUCAAAAUAUGUGCUGGGUUAGGAUCUGAAAUAGUAAAUUAAGAUUGGAAUUGUUUUUUUUAAACUUGAAUAAAACCACUGAAAUAGUGUGAAACAUAGUAUUGUAAA
Messenger RNA from Antechinus flavipes (yellow-footed antechinus), 3058 nucleotides. Its product is annotated as zinc finger protein 260-like. The transcript is spliced from 5 exons. Bases 133 to 2055 code for a protein of 640 amino acids. The record is from RefSeq and is a predicted model, not a curated record. Gene Ontology annotation, biological process: regulation of DNA-templated transcription. NCBI's taxonomy places the organism in Eukaryota, Metazoa, Chordata, Mammalia, Dasyuromorphia, Dasyuridae.